Messenger RNA from Peniophora sp. CBMAI 1063, 411 nucleotides. NCBI's taxonomy places the organism in Eukaryota, Fungi, Basidiomycota, Agaricomycetes, Russulales, Peniophoraceae. The record is from the annotation of a GenBank genome assembly.
AUGGACACCGUCGGUUCGGAUAUGGCUCAGCCUCGCUUGUUGGCUCGGCUCGGCAUUCUUUUGUUCAUUCGCCAAUGGGAUGCUCAGCACCAGCUUUCUUUUGAGAGAGAGAUUGGUAUUAGUAUGCCCCAAGGCACUCUGGUAGAUCACAGCGGCAUAUUCCACCUGGACAGUUGGAACAUGUUACGGAUAACUCUUCCCGGUUACUCGGUCUCCAUAGACGACAAUCCGGUCUGUGUCUGCCUCACCAUUCCUUUCUCCGCUUUUCACCCAUACCUGCACCUGGAACCCAGUGCUGUUCUACCCAUGAGCGUACAGGAUUGCGCGGUCUGGCCCCAGAACCAAUUUGUGAUCAGCCAGAUCGACACUUGGAGCGAGGAGUGGGACACCUUCGAGCCCGACCACGUAUAA